ACAGUGAGCAAGUUGACUCACCAACAGACACGAAGAAGAAGACGCGGAAGUGGUCGGUCCCCCCAGCGUAAUGUUGUCAUGGCGCUUCGCGUGUAAUUCAACUUGAGUUCCUACGAAUUCGUUGAAAACCUUUGAGAGGGUUUUUAAGUGUGUUUGUUUAGGUUGCUGUUGUUAAGCUGGCUGUGCCGCUGCAAAAGAAAAAUGAGUACUCAAUACAGCAUCCUUUUUAAACAGGAGCAUGCACACGAUGAUGCAAUCUGGACAGCAGCGUGGGGUAAAAGUGAGGCGGACACUUCAGAAACAAUUGUCACCGGCUCCCUUGACGAUAUGGUCAAAGUGUGGAAAUGGUCGGACGAGAAGCUGGAGCUGCAGUGGACGCUGGAGGGACACCAGCUGGGGAUCGUGUCCGUGGACAUCAGCCACGAUGCCGCCAUCGCUGCGUCCAGCUCGCUCGACGCGCACAUCCGCCUCUGGGACCUGGAGUCCGGCAAACAGAUCAGGUCUAUGGAUGCGGGACCAGUGGACGCCUGGACGGUCGCCUUCUCGCCGGACUCCAAGCACAUCGCCACAGGAAGCCACCUUGGCAAAGUCAACAUCUUCGGUGUGGAAAGCGGCAAGAAGGAAUACUCUCUGGACACCCGAGGGAAAUUCAUCCUGAGCAUCGCUUACAGCCCAGAUGGUAAAUAUUUGGCGAGCGGGGCCAUCGACGGCAUCAUCAACAUCUUUGACAUCGCCACGGGAAAGCUCCUCCAUACGCUUGAAGGGCACGCCAUGCCCAUCCGCUCCCUUACCUUCUCUCCGGACUCCCAGCUGCUUGUCACGGCAUCCGACGACGGCUAUAUCAAGAUUUACGACGUACAACACGCCAAUCUGGCAGGCACGCUGAGCGGACACGGAUCCUGGGUGCUCAACGUGGCCUUCUCUCCGGACAACACGCACUUUGUCUCCAGCUCCUCAGACAAGAGCGUGAAAGUUUGGGAUGCCAGUUCCAGAGCGUGCAUCAACACCUUCUUCGACCACCAAGACCAGGUGUGGACUGUCAAGUACAACAGCAACGGCUCCAAAAUUAUCUCGGCCGGUGACGAUCGAGCCAUCCAUAUUUACGACUGUCCCAUGUGAGGCGACGGGUGGCAGGAGAGACUCCUUUUGUGUGAAUGAUGUUGUACUUGCUCAUGACGACAAUAAAUUUUGUUUUUUAAAUAAA
Messenger RNA from Syngnathus acus (greater pipefish), 1204 nucleotides. It is a transcript of the gene skic8, whose product is annotated as WD repeat domain 61. Lineage: Eukaryota; Metazoa; Chordata; Actinopteri; Syngnathiformes; Syngnathidae. The transcript is spliced from 11 exons. The record is from RefSeq and is a predicted model, not a curated record. Gene Ontology annotation, molecular function: protein binding. Bases 202 to 1119 code for a protein of 305 amino acids. Gene Ontology annotation, cellular component: Cdc73/Paf1 complex.